UUUGUUUUCUCGACGCGUCUCAACUAUUCAGCACAUCCGAUCAAAUCAACAUAAGCGACAGCAACGACUAGCCACGAGUUGGGAAGACCGUUUGAGAUCAAAUCAUUCCUAUACAGCCAGUCGGUCAGCGCGUAUCGAGGGCCCCUUGGGACAUAGUGCUCGCCUUGCGAGGUCUUGUUUUGCGCAAACCCACUUCAACGCGUCCCCAUGUUCAAAUCAAGAAUGGAGCAACAAUUUGCAUGCUGAACCACAUUUACGACCGCGAAACGCCAUCCCUAUCUGGACAGCGCGUUCUGAAGGAAACACACAGCUUGAGGCUUGUGUAAGCAACGCUAUCUGUCGUGAUCUGUAAACCCACCAACACAACGCACCAUGCCGACCUUACAGAUCACCCCGACCUCUGCAGAGCUGUUGCAGGCUGUCGCCGACACGCUUGGCAAGGCGAAAAAGGUUGUCGUGGUUACAGGAGCCGGGAUAAGCACAAACUCAGGCAUACCUGACUUUCGCUCCGAACAUGGUCUUUACUCCCUGAUCCAGGCUCAGUUCGACAAGGCCGAGGCUUCCGGGGCUAUCGAAGACGAAGACACGUCCAGCGAUGCCGACAUGAACGACAGACCCAUCAAGCGGAGGCGGAUGUCAAGAACACACAACGCGUCUCGCGCAAGCAGUCCGCCCAGCAACGCCUCUGAGUCGAGCGUUGAAGAAUCGCCAAUCGUAGCGUUUCCUGGACUGAGAUCAAGGAAAAGUUUCACAUGUGCCAACCAUGAGCCAGUCACGGAUCUCCCCAGACAGCGCGCCACAGGGUUGCCCCCCGUUGAAGCAAACAUCAAGUUGUCUACAACAAGGAUAACAAGGUCGCGCGCGUCCGUCAUGCGCCCAGAACUACCACGCCAUCUGACAGGCGCGUCCUCCGAAUCCUCGGGAAGUAAUGAGUCCACGUUUUCUGCGCUAGACAUGUCGAGAUCAUCUACACAAACAGAUAUAUCCAACAUGGCAGCUAGCUCGGACCAGGUCAAAUACCCUGCUGGUAGCAGUACUCCGACCCGACCCGGCCAAGGAGCGCAUUUUGUGUCAUCGCCAUUGUCAUCGCCACCGCCGGUUCUUUUUGACCCCUACGAUCGGUCGGAUGAGCCCACCGACCCUAGCUCUGAUUGUUCCGCCUCUGAGGAAUCGGAUUCCGAAGACGACCAGGGCGCGAAUUUCCUUAGUUCUCAAACAUCACAGGCACGGCUACGGACCAUGAAGGGGCGGGACCUUUUCGACUGCAAUAUUUGGUCAGAUCCCCUCAAAACGUCCGUCUUCUAUCGAUUUGCCACGACUCUGAGGCAGAAAGUCAGGGAAGUCGAACCAACAACCACACACCAAUUCAUUGCCCGCCUGCGAGACAUCGGAAAGCUGAGUAGAGUAUACACUCAGAAUAUCGAUGAGAUCGAGAAAAAGAUUGGUCUGUCGACAGAUCUCAAGGUGGGGGCAGGUAACAAGCGGAGAAAAUCAGCCAAGCAGCAACAAUUGGCGGAAACCGAAAAGGGUGAGAGAGACGAAUUGGACCAAUUCAAAGAGGAAGAUGAUUCUAGCGGAAAAGACGCCUCCCAGUCAUCACAGGCCACGGAGAACGGGGAUAUGACCAAGUCCCGUUUGAGCAGUGCUGCAGAGAAAGGCGUCGAGUGCGUCUUUCUCCAUGGCUCACUCCAGGCUCUUCGAUGCUUUCAAUGUGCUCGACUUUGCGAUUGGGAUGCAGACGAUCGAGAAGCUUUGACCAUGUCUGGAGAGCAACCUGAGUGUCCUCAUUGCGCUGGCGCCACCGCAGCACGUCAAGAAAAGGGUAAAAGAGCUCUCGGCGUCGGGAAGCUGAGGCCGGACAUAGUCCUCUACGGAGAAGAGCAUCCGCAGUCUGACCUGAUCUCACCCAUUGUUCAGCAUGAUCUUUCCAUCGGCCCUGAUUUGUUAUUGGUUCUCGGAACGAGUCUCAGGGUUCAUGGCUUGAAGGUCAUGGUUAGAGAGUUUGCCAAAGCUGUCCAUCAGAAAGGCGGCAAAGUUGUGUUCAUCAACUUCACGAAGCCAUCUGAGAGCAUAUGGGGUGACAUCAUUGACUAUUGGGUUCAAUGGGAUUGUGACGCUUGGGUCGACGAUCUGAAAGAGCGUAAACCAACACUCUGGAUGUCUCCAGACGCGAUCGUGGAAUACGAGAAGCUUAAGCGUGAAGGGCUAGCGGAAAAGAAGCGGGAAGCUGCUUCCAUCAAGAAGCGCGAAAGCAUGGGCGAGAAGAAACGGGAGAUCAGUAAUGAGACCAAGAGGCGACCUACGGUUCAAAUCUUGGAAGACAGGCCAAGACCAAAGGAGACACCAGUUCCAGUGCCCAUUCCGUUUGGCUUUUCCAUCCUAGCACUGCAAUCCGAACCAAAACCUGAACCCAAAACCAAACCGAAAGCUAAGCCUGACCUUGAACCCGAACCCGAACUUGAGCUGAAAGCAUCCACGAAGUCUAAAGAGCCUGCAAAAAAUCCACAAGCCGAGAGGAAUGACUAUAACUGCGGUGCUUAUUGUAUGGGCAGGAUCGCUGAAGCAUUUUACAUGGUUCGUGGAGAAAAGUUCGACUUCUUUGGAUAUACUGCUCCCACAAAACCACCGGCACCCACUUUGCCGGCUGUUUCAAACUCUGGCCCAGCAAGAAAGCCGGCUGUCAAAGUGCAGAAGCCUAGGUAUUCUGCUCCAGCUAUUCUUCCUACUCGGCAAGAGCCGGUGCCGAACACGAAACGCCGUCGUCGACCUGCAGUCAAAGAAAGUGUUCUUUUUGAUUCCCUUGAUAAGAACAAGUUGAAGAACGCUGCUUCCGAGCUCUCGAGUGCUCAAAGGCCGCAGACGCCGCACCGUGUUGCAGAGUUAAGGGGGUUUCAGAGCCAUAGAGGAACCAACCCUGACUACUUAUUCUCCGAAUUUCGAGUGCGGUCGCCAGGGACUCUCCUGCCGGCAUUUACGGGCGAGCCGUCCGUUCCUGCGCCGGCUAGACAGCUGACUGAAGUGGCAUCACCAGCUGGUACUACCUCCAAAGCCGAGCGAGAAGCUGGAACUUACCAGCCAUCGGCGACCGUCAGUGCUGCUGUCAAGUCGAAUCCUCGUAAGCGCAAGCCUACAGCUAAAGCUCAAAAUUACGUCCCGUCUACUCCUGUACCUGCUGCUCGGACGCGCGCGACUUCGGCUACGACCCGAUUGCCUAUCAUGGAUCAGGAGAAUAUUCUUCCUCCUUUUCGUGUUGGCAAAGACCUUCUAGCGGGCCCACGGUUAGCUACGAUGGAACCAGCUUUGAAUCCUUCACCUCCACAUAGCCCGCUAGAUCAGACACCACUGGCUUCCUUGUCGCCUAAUCAGCGUAGGUUUAGCCUACAACAUCUUCAGCAUCCAAUGAUGCUCAGCUCUCCAUUGAUUACGCUGACGUUUACACUUCGAAAGUCGUCAACACCUAGUCCGUCACAACAACUUGAAGAGGAAGCUGCGGUCGCGUUAACCGGGAUGCGAAUGUGUCGUUAGGGGCCUAUAAACUCAAUCUGCGGCGCCUGGCAGGGAGAGAGUAUGUGUCGAAAACCUCAAAUACCUGAGAUUUCAUGCACCAAAAUACCCUUACGGAGCAUAUAUAGAAGUGGAAAU
Molecule: messenger RNA, 3642 nt
Organism: Truncatella angustata
Lineage: Eukaryota; Fungi; Ascomycota; Sordariomycetes; Amphisphaeriales; Sporocadaceae
Exons: 2
Coding region: 373-3525 (1050 amino acids)
Molecular function (GO): NAD+ binding
Source: RefSeq, a predicted model, not a curated record